AUGGGAGCCACGAUGAACCAGGACAUGGCGGAUUACUACUUCCUCUCGGGGCAGCCUGUUGGAUACAGUGGCAACUUCUUCAUCAAGACGGAGCAGUGCCAGGACCAGGAGUCCCUCUUCAACCUGAUGUCGGGGAUCCUUGGCCUUUCUCCGUUCCCCGCUCCAGAAGCCCACCAGAGGCCGGUGGAGGCCAGCUACAGCCUCCCCGAGGCCAUGCAGAGCCAGCUGGACCUUUAUCCUGCCAGCCACCCUGAACUGAACGUCUCUGUGCCGCCAUCUUUAGCCGAGCAGGGCUACCCGGCCUUCUCCAGCGCCAACAGCCUCCCACAGGUCCAAAUGUCCCCUGAAGUGGGAAGUUCCUCCCAGUGUCUGUUUAAUGAAAAGCUUUUGGACAGCAAGCAAGACGUUAAGCUGUCCUCCCUCUCCCCGUCUCUGGACAAGUUCAAAGCUCCUUGUUCCCACUGGGAGCCCCUUGGCCAACCACAGAGCUUCCUGCCCCCUGAAUACCCGCCUUCCGAGACCUUUCACCCUAUCGAGACAAGCCAGACCAUGUUUCCCCAGCUGGGGGUGAAAACAGAGAACGUGCUGUCCGUCAGCUGCCAGUCAGAGCUCAGUGGCCUCCCAGAACAGCCGGGGUCCUUUGGACACAGUCUGGAUUUCAGCUGCCAGCCAGAUCCCUUCCCCAGCCACAGCCAACUCCACAGUGACUUUGUCGAGGCGAAGAUCCCCAACCUCCCAGUUCAGCUCAUCCAGGAAUUCGAAUCCACCCUGCCCCAGCCUGAAGUCAUGCCAGGGCUGAUGAAUCCCGCUGACCAGAAGGUCCCUAGCAACGACUCCCCCUCAUCCCUGGGCAUGACAGACUUCUUGGCCUCGGCCCCCAGUGCCUCCGGCGGUGCUGUAACGCCGGGCAGGACUUCAGCCAUCCCACGCACAGAGCCAAGGAAGAAGUCCCGCCGGGGAAAAUGCUCCUCCAAGUGCUUCUGCCCCAAGCCCCACGAGAAGGCCUUCGCCUGCCCGGUGCAGAGCUGCAUCAGGAGAUUCGCUCGGUCCGACGAGCUCAACCGGCACCUGCGGAUCCACACCGGGCACAAGCCCUUCCAGUGCCGGAUCUGCCUGCGCAACUUCAGCCGCAGCGACCACCUGACCACGCACAUCCGGACCCACACGGGGGAGAAGCCCUUUUCCUGCGAUGAUUGUGGCCGCAGGUUUGCCCGGAGCGAUGAAAAGAAGCGGCACAGUAAGGUCCACCUGAAGCAGAAAGCCAGGGCAGAGGAGAAGCUGAAGGGCCUCGGGUUCUACACGGUGGGCCUCUCCUACGGGACUCUCUAG
Molecule: messenger RNA, 1329 nt
Organism: Varanus komodoensis (Komodo dragon)
Lineage: Eukaryota; Metazoa; Chordata; Lepidosauria; Squamata; Varanidae
Gene: EGR4
Product: early growth response 4
Exons: 1
Coding region: 1-1329 (442 amino acids)
Biological process (GO): regulation of transcription by RNA polymerase II
Molecular function (GO): RNA polymerase II cis-regulatory region sequence-specific DNA binding; DNA-binding transcription factor activity, RNA polymerase II-specific
Source: RefSeq, a predicted model, not a curated record